This is a messenger RNA of Necator americanus (New World hookworm), 411 nucleotides long. RefSeq lists its product as uncharacterized. The record is from RefSeq and is a predicted model, not a curated record. The transcript is spliced from 2 exons. The coding region runs from base 1 to 411 and encodes 136 amino acids. Lineage: Eukaryota; Metazoa; Nematoda; Chromadorea; Rhabditida; Ancylostomatidae.
AUGCAAGCACUUCUACAGAUAAACACACACACACAAGCACACAACAUUGUCCUAUAUUUAAGGGCGAUUCUGUACGAAAUUCAGGACGCACCAGUGAUGCUUCUGACGAUUCUUCCAUUGCUGGCUUUAUUUCUACUUUCCUCUGCUCGAGAUUAUGAUAUGGAAUGCCUUUGGUGCAUCGAUGUGGUGUGUAACACUCGUGAUAACUUCGGCAACAACAUCGUUAACGCCACAAAUGCUGCAUUCGAAGCGUACUUCACCAGAACUUGCCUUCUGGAUCGGAUGAAGUCGGUGCUGUUAGCAGCAGUUUGCUACAAAAUGUAUCAUGAUUACAGGGACACGCUUUUCAAUGAUUUGAGGAAUAACGUCACUGUUUUGCAGACAUGUUUCGAUUGUGGUUUUUGUAGAUAG